AUGGAGAUGAAGCUCGGCGGCUUCGAUUUGGGGGCUUGGCGAGGUUUUGUGUACGCAAUUUUUAUUCUGAAUUUCGUGUUCUGCUGUCAGCUGAUCCUCCUCCAGCCGCUCGUGGCUGCUAUAGAUGGAAAACCUGGUGGUGAUGCUGCUCUGUUUGAGAGAGUUUCGCAGAGUAUAAAAGUGAAGAAAUAUAGCGAGGCACUAGCUGAACUUAAUGCGGCUAUAGAGGCAGAUCCCGCACUCUCAGAGGCAUACUGGCAUAGAGCAUCCGUCCUUCGUCAACUGUGCAGAUAUGAGAAAUCAGAGGAAAGCUACAAAAAGUUCCUGGAGAUGAAACCUGGGAAUACAGCUGUAGAGAAGGAGCUUUCUCAGUUGCGUCAAGCCCAGACUGCCUUAGAAUCAGCCAUCAAUCUUUUUGAUUCAGGAGACUAUUCAAAAGCAUUGGAGCAUAUAGAAAAAGUUGUGCUCGUGUUUUCUCCAGCUUGCUCGCAGGCCAAAGUUCUUAGAGUGAGAUUAUUAAUUGCAACUAAAGAUUAUUCAAGAGCCAUAUCAGAGUCAGGUUACAUGCUUAAAGAAAAUGAGGAUGAUUUAGAUGCUUUGCUGUUACGUGGUCGUGCCUACUAUUAUUUGGCCGAUCACGAUGUGUCCAUUAGACAUUACCAGAAGGGUCUUCGUCUAGACCCCGAGCAUAGUGAAUUGAAGAAAGCAUAUUUCGGACUGAAAAACCUCCUCAAAAAGACUAAAAGCGCAGAAGACAAUGCAAGCAAGGGUAAGCUUCGCCUGGCGGUAGAGGAAUACAAAUCAGCUCUUUUGUUGGAUCCUAACCAUACUGCGCACAAUGUACAUCUCCAUCUUGGGUUGUGUAAGGUUUUGGUUAAACUUGGAAGAGGAAAGGAUGCAUUGACAAGUUGCACAGAUGUACUUGAAAUCGAUGGAGAUUUAGUUGAAGCUCUAGUCCAGAGGGGUGAAGCUAAGCUUUUGGUUGAAGACUGGGAAGGAGCCGUGGCGGACCUAAAAUCAGCUGCUGAAAAGUCGCCACAGGAUAUGCAUAUUCGUGAAACCCUAAUGAAGGCUGAGAGGUCAUUGAAAUUGAGCCAACGGAAGGACUGGUACAAGAUUUUAGGAGUUUCGAAAACCGCAUCCAUGUCAGAGAUCAAAAAAGCUUACAAAAAGCUUGCCUUGCAAUGGCAUCCGGAUAAGAACGUCGACAAUAGAGAGGAAGCAGAAGCCCAGUUUCGUGAAAUAGCAGCUGCUUAUGAGAUUUUGGGAGACGAAGAUAAACGAACCAAAUACGACCGUGGUGAAGAUAUUGAAGAAAUGGGAAUGGGCGGAGGAGGAUUUGACCCCUUUGGCGGUGGUGCCGGAGGCCAGCAAUUUACCUUCCAUUUUGAAGGAGGUUUUCCGGGAGGCGGCGGCGGCUUUCCUGGCGGUGGAUUUGGAGGUUUUCAUUUCUAA
Molecule: messenger RNA, 1455 nt
Organism: Striga hermonthica
Lineage: Eukaryota; Viridiplantae; Streptophyta; Magnoliopsida; Lamiales; Orobanchaceae
Source: the annotation of a GenBank genome assembly